This is a messenger RNA of Aphidius gifuensis, 1357 nucleotides long. It is a transcript of the gene CREG, whose product is annotated as protein CREG1. Bases 423 to 1241 code for a protein of 272 amino acids. The record is from RefSeq and is a predicted model, not a curated record. The transcript has 6 exons. Lineage: Eukaryota; Metazoa; Arthropoda; Insecta; Hymenoptera; Braconidae.
AGAAGUGUGGGAAAGCUAUAAGAUAAAAUGAAACCUGAAAUGAUAUAUAAAUGGAAUUAAAAAAAAAAGUAAAGAUGUAAUAAAAAGAUAAAUAAAAUGAUCAUGUAAGAGAACAAGAUUGUUGGAAUAAAAACAAGUGAAGGAAGAUGAGUAUAAGAGGAAAGAUAGAAAAAAUGAAUUUAAAAAAAAAAAGUAAAUAAAAAUCAAUGGGUAUCAUUGGUGAGGAGAAAUGAUGAGGAUUAUGUUUAUAUCUACUGUCUAUCUAUAUGAUAUACCAACCAAAAGAAGGGAAAAAGAGUUGACUUUGAAGCGGGAUCGUCACUGGCCCCUGGUUUGUGAACGGUAAGUUUGAAUCGUACUGCGAGCAAAGGUGAAAAGAUAUAUAUUUCGUUUUCAUUUAGUCAUAGUUAUUCAUUAACAUAAUGUCACGUAUAAAAUUAUUAUUAUUUGUAAUUAUAAUUAUAAAUAUAUUAAAUAUUAUAAUAUGUGAUAAAAUUAAAUCAUUGGAUACAUUAAAGGAUAAUAUAGAAAAUGAUUGGAAAGAAUUUAAAGAAUUUAGAGAAUGGAAAAAGUGGAAGGACAACACUAGAAAUGAUAAAAUAAUUCAUAAAAAUUUUGAUAAUUCAUUUAAACAUUAUAAAAAACAUUGGAAUCAUAAAAAAUUAUUAACAAGUGAUAAUGAUACAAUUUUAAUGGCAAGAUAUGUCGUUAAUCAAGCAAACUGGAGUUCAAUUGCAACAAUUAGUACAAGAAAUGAUAUUAAAUCGUAUCCUUUUGCUAAUGUGAUAUCUAUCAGUGAUGGACCACUUGGUGAUGGAUCUGGAAUUCCUUAUACUUAUUUAACACCACUUGAUUUUACAUCACAAGAUAUAUCAAAAGACUAUAGAGCAACGAUGAUGAUGACUCUAGCUCAAGGACAAUGGUGUAAAGAUAAAUCAAUGGAUCCAAUGGAUCCUCGUUGUGCAAGAAUAACAUUAUCUGGAAAAGUAAAAAAGGUAUUACCAGGUGAUGGAGAUUAUGAUGUUGCUAAAAAUGCUGUUUUUGGAAGACAUCCUUGGCUAGCAAAAAUGCCAGCAGAUCAUCAUUUUUAUUUUGCUAAAUUAAAAAUUGGAUCAAUUGCAUUGUUGGAUGCAUUUGGAGGACCAAAAUACAUUGAUGUUAAACAGUAUCUUGCUGCAUCAAAUAAAAUUGUUUCUAUUGAUGAAAUUAAUCAAGUAUCACGACAUGCAUAUCAAAUUUAAUGAUUGUUAAAUAAAAUCGAAAAUUUCUUAAUCAUUUAUUUCGAAAUGAAAGUUUUAUUUUUUUAAAAGAAAAUAUAAAUUAAUAUGACAAAUUUUUAAAGUUUAAUUUAUUAUUU